Molecule: messenger RNA, 2428 nt
Organism: Hippocampus zosterae (dwarf seahorse)
Lineage: Eukaryota; Metazoa; Chordata; Actinopteri; Syngnathiformes; Syngnathidae
Gene: inab
Product: internexin neuronal intermediate filament protein, alpha b
Exons: 3
Coding region: 144-1625 (493 amino acids)
Biological process (GO): intermediate filament organization
Cellular component (GO): cytoplasm; postsynaptic intermediate filament cytoskeleton; intermediate filament
Molecular function (GO): structural constituent of postsynaptic intermediate filament cytoskeleton
Source: RefSeq, a predicted model, not a curated record
UGGAAUGUGUGUUUUUUGACUUUUGUAUUUCACUUGGUAUUCCUUGUAUUCCUGUCUGGCCCAUUUGGAGAGACUCCGCGGUACUAACAAUACAUAUGCAAUAACGAUCGCACUACCCCCGCCUAUAAAAGGGAGACGCGCCCAUGUCGUCUUAUUCCGACUCCAUUCAAGCCACGAUGAGCUACGGAUCUGAAGUCUACUCCUCCUCUUCCUACCGAAGGAUCUUCGGGGAAUCUCCCCGCUAUGCGUCCUCUCCAUCUCGGACAGCCAUGAGUGUGUCCUCGCGGGGAGGUUACCGAGCCUCCUCCGCGUCCCGGAGCAACGUUUCAUCCGCGGGAGGGUACACCCGAAAGUCCGGACGCUCCUUCUCGUCCAUGCCGCUGGACACCUUCGACCUGGCACAGAGCAGCGUCCUGAAUAAUGAGUUCAAAAUUGUCCGCACCAAUGAAAAGGAGCAAAUGCAGGGUCUCAAUGACCGCUUUGCCAUGUUUAUUGAGAAAGUGCGCAAUUUGGAGCAGCAUAAUAAAGUGUUGGAGACGGAGCUGGUGGCCCUGCGUCAGAGGCAGGCGGAACCAUCCCGCCUCGCCGAGCUCUACCAGCAGGAGAUCCGCGAAUUGCGCUCCCAGUUGGAUGAGCUCAAUGGGGAGAAGUCCCAGCUCCUCAUCGAGAGGGACAGCAUUGACGAUGACCUCCAGAAGCUCAGGGGGAAAUAUGAAGAAGAGUUCCGUGCUCGAGAGGACGCGGAGGCCACACUCAAGGCUUUCAAGAAAGACGUGGAGGACGCCACCAUGGUGCGCCUGGACCUGGAGAAGAAGGUGGAAUCCCUCCUGGAUGAAAUCAACUUCCUGAGGAAGGUGCACGAUGAGGAGGUGGCCGAACUCACGGAUAUGAUCCAGGCUGCUCAGGUGUCCGUUGAGAUGGAGGUCGCCAAGCCAGACCUGACCUCCGCCCUCAAGGAGAUCCGAAGUCAGUAUGAGUCGAUGGCCUCCAAGAACCUGCAGUCUGCCGAGGAGUGGUACAAGACCAAGUUCGCCGACCUGUCUGAGCAAGCCACCCGCAGCAACGAUGCCAUCCGCGCCAGCAGGGAGGAAAUGAGUGAGUUUAGGAGGCAGCUGCAGUCGAAAACCAUCGAGAUUGAGAGCCUAAGAGGCACGAAUGAGUCCCUGGAAAAGCAGCUUAGGGAGAUGGAGGACAGACACGGCGCGGAGAUUGGAAACUACCAGGAUGGCAUAGCGGAGUUGGAGAAUGAGCUGAGGGGCACGAAAAGUGAGAUGGCUCGUCACUUGAGGGAGUAUCAAGAUCUGCUGAAUGUCAAGAUGGCUCUUGAUAUUGAAAUAGCGGCAUAUAGGAAGCUGCUGGAAGGUGAGGAGACCCGCAUUGGGACAGGGAUCGCCUAUCCUAGCCCAUCCAUAACUUCAGGCGGUGGACAGAGUUACAACUACCAGUCCCGCAUUUACACCACCUCUGGCAAGAGCUCCAAGAGGGAUGGCAAGGAUGACAGCCAGCCUCAGAGCAAGGCUGCAAGCAAGGCCACACAUGAGGUUUAUGAGGAGACAGUGGUCACCACUAAAAAGGUGGAGAAACAACAAGAUGCCAGUGAUAGCGCCACCAAUCAAAAAAACUAGGAUCUUAGUAUAAGCCUGCUAGACCACUAAACCUUAUUUAUCUCGCAACUUCCAUUCCCCUCUCCUUUGAUCAGUCUCCAUACCAUGAUAAACCCGUUGUCUUUACACUUGCAACACCACAGGGAGCUAAGGUGCUAGUUUCUCAUUAACAUCUUGUUUUCAUGUGUUGGAUUUGCAGAUAGAAGUAAAUUUUGAGAUGUAGAGGUUUACUUUAUGUUGCUCUCACUUCCCCUUAAAUAACACACACUCCCCGGAGGAAAACAUCAAACCAUUAACUCCAAUAUAUCCGUCACUUUGUUCAAGACCACUCGAUUCUGUUUUGUUUGUUUGUUCGUCAUUCACUCACGCACACGCACACGCUAGAACUGCGGUCUUUUCAAGUACAGUACUCAACUGCUUGUUCACACUCGCAUCAUGAAGAUGCGCACAGUAGCUCACAACUGGUCAAACACCACAACCAUAAUUACGAGACAAACGUGUGUGUGCAACCACUGUGCAUACUUAAAGGACAAAUGCGUUGAAAACAUCACCUGUUUACUCAAAUCAACUUUGAUAAAUGAUAGAUGAAAGAUUUUAGUAAGAAAGCACACACACAUCUACAAGAAACCAUGCAGAGUUAUGGUUGGCCAAAAAGCCUAGCUUGUAAUCUUGCUUAAUUAAUUCAAAAUCAAUAAAAAAAUGAACCUUGCACAAAUUUCCAAAUAACUAUUGAUGCGUUAAUUGUGUUUGCAUGGGAGCAGCACAAAUGACAGAAGACAUCUAAAGAAGACACUGCCCUUUCUUACUUUUUGAACGAUAAUAAA